Messenger RNA from Armigeres subalbatus, 818 nucleotides. RefSeq names its product protein SGT1 homolog (gene Sgt1). NCBI's taxonomy places the organism in Eukaryota, Metazoa, Arthropoda, Insecta, Diptera, Culicidae. The transcript is spliced from 2 exons. The record is from RefSeq and is a predicted model, not a curated record. Gene Ontology annotation, molecular function: protein-folding chaperone binding. The coding region runs from base 135 to 698 and encodes 187 amino acids.
CAAUGCUGUCAGAAUAGAUCUAGAAAGUUUCAGUCGUUUCAGUGAUCAUCUUUGUAAUAAUAUUUAAUUAAAAUUAUUCGUGCUCUCAAACAGUGAUUUUAUUUCACAAAAUCAUCAGAUAUUGAAACAUUACAAUGACAAGCACAAUAAAGUACGACUGGUACCAAACGGAUAGGGCGGUCACAGUAACCGUUUUGCUAAAAAAUGCUGCUGAAAAAAACUAUUCCGUAGCGCUCGAGCAAAACCAAAUUGUGCUCAAUGCCGACGGAAUCGAAACAAUCACGAUCCAUCUCUGGGACGCCAUCAAUGUCGAGCAAAGUUCGCACAAAGCCUUCCCCAGCAAGGUCGAGAUUAAGCUGUCCAAACUGGUCGGCCACCGUUGGGAAGCUCUGGAAAAACCCGAAGCAGUAAAAUCGGCAGCAGCCGAGUCGACAACUGCGAAGAAAAAUCACGAUUGGGACAAAAUUUCGAAGGACAUCGAAAAGCAGGAAGCGGAAGAUAAACCUGAGGGAGAAGCAGCUGUCCAGGAUCUAUUCCGAAAGAUCUAUGCUGACGCCAAUGAAGACACCAAAAAGGCCAUGAUGAAAUCAUUCUACGAAUCCGGUGGUACUGUUCUGAGCACAAAUUGGGCCGAAGUGGGUGCCAAGACCGUCGAUGUGAAGCCGCCCGAUGGCUGUGAGUUCAAAAAAUGGGAUUAGAGCGGAUAUGAUUCGACCAGUAAGUUAUUCAGAAUGCGUUUGAGUUUAUCUAAUUUUAAUAUGCGAUUGCUUCUUUUGAAAAACGUUCCAAUCAAAAUUAAAUAUUGAGAACAAAACAAA